UCCAGUAAACAACUCGGAUAACCAAGAUGGACGCCUCCAGGAAAACGUUUGUUGUGCUUGCUCUGUCGGAAUACAGAGAACUAAUGCAUCAAUAUGAGGUCCACCUCAAGAAUAUUGAAGAAGAUAGAAGACACAGAAGGUUACUGAUAUCAGCUCUACUGCGGGCAAAACAGCGAGCCAUCCUGAAGACUGGAACUGAGUGGGAGGUCAUGCUGAACAUGGAUGACUACACUUUUGCACGCCAUUUCCGAGUCACCAAGCCACAGUUUGAAUAUCUCCAGAUGAAGUUGCAGGAGAACGGCAUAAAAAAAGAACACAGUCAAGGUCUACCACCAGUGCCUGUGACAAAGAAGGUGCUGAUGUUCCUGUGGUACAUGGCCAACCAAAACAGCUUUAGGGAGAUUUCAGACAGGUUUGAUGUGUCACAGUCGUCAGCACACAGGAUCAUUCUAGAAGUGCUCCACAUCAUGUCUACAAUGGGACAAACCUUCAUCUCCUGGCCAAACACUUGUGAGAAAGCAGCAUCUGCUGCUGCUUUCCACCGGCUCUGUGGCCUCAGUGGCCUCAGUGGCAUCAUCGGUGCAAUCGAUGGGUGCCACAUAAGGGUGCAGAGGCCACAUAUAAGAGGAGGAGACUGUGCCUAAUGUAUGUAUGUGGGCCCAACUUUGCCAUAUCUGGGUACAACUGAUAAUUUUCUUUAUGGAUUAAUCUGCUGAUUAUUUUCUCAAGUAAUUGAUUGCUGCUGUUAUGAGUGUUUGUACAGCCUGUGUGUACCAGUAAAAAAGUUUUUUCCUCAA
Messenger RNA from Conger conger (European conger), 797 nucleotides. RefSeq lists its product as uncharacterized. The coding region runs from base 27 to 644 and encodes 205 amino acids. The record is from RefSeq and is a predicted model, not a curated record. NCBI's taxonomy places the organism in Eukaryota, Metazoa, Chordata, Actinopteri, Anguilliformes, Congridae. The transcript is spliced from 2 exons.